AAGGCAGUCGGUAACUUUGAAAAGAGGUUUGUCUUGGAGUGCGGCAGCUGCGAGUCUAUCAAGGGAGAAAAGUAUCUUUGACCAUGGUGCAGCAGACGGAGCACAGCGAGACGGAGAGCAGCAUGUCGCGAGAGACCACAGACACCGAGGAGAACGAACUGAUGGCGGGCAGCCCGGUGCCACCGAAACCGGACUGGUGCAAGACAGCCACCGGCCACAUUAAACGACCUAUGAAUGCCUUUAUGGUGUGGUCCAAGAUCGAGAGGAGAAAAAUCAUGGAACAGUCUCCGGACAUGCACAAUGCCGAGAUCUCCAAAAGACUUGGGAAGCGGUGGAAAAUGCUGAAGGACAGUGAAAAGAUUCCCUUUAUCCGCGAAGCCGAGCGGCUCCGGCUGCAACACAUGGCUGACUACCCCGACUACAAAUACAGACCCAAGAAAAAACCAAAGCUCGACAGUUCUUCGAAACCAGCGGUGCAGUCACCGGAGAAGAUCGGCAAAAGUGUCAAAGCUGCAGGGAAGAAGUGCGCCAAACUCAAGCCCAGCAAACCGGGGAACAUUACCGCGAGGGCUUCUUCGCAAGACUGCAGAUACAACUAUGUUUUCACAAACUUAAAAGUGACCAAGUCUAUCAAAAGGGAACUUACUGACGACGAAGACGACGAUGACGACGACGACGAGGAGGAUGACUACGAGGACGAGGAGCACAUCAGGCUGCACAACGUCCCCGCCAGCCCCACGCUGAGCUCCGCUGCGGAGUCCGAGGGCGCAAGCAUGUACGAGGAGUCCAGGCACACGGGCGCAGUUCCCGGCAGCAGACUGUUUUACAACUUCAAGAACAUUACCAAGCAGAGCGCAGCUUACCCUGCCUCGGUGUCACCAGCAUCCUCUUUCAGGUCCGUCUCUUCUUCGUCCAGCAGCUCCAGCGAGGACUCCGACGACUUGCUGGUGGACUUCAGUUUGAACUUAGCGGCGGGCUCUCACACGACGGACUUGGGCAACACUUCAGGAAACCUUUGUCUCUCUCUGGUGGAUAAAGAUUUGGACUCUUUCAGCGAGGGCAGCCUCGGUUCUCACUUUGAGUUCCCGGACUAUUGCACUCCCGAGCUCAGUGAGAUGAUCGCGGGAGACUGGCUGGAGGCGAACUUUUCAGACCUGGUUUUCACUUACUAACUGACAAACUCCUCCACAACCAAGGAGGCAUCUCGCAUCUUCAGGUUAUUUUUUGACUCUGCCUCUGUGGUUGUCUCGGUUAAGACGGCGGAACCUGCGUUACGAGACUUGUAAGGAAAAAAAAAAAGUGACAACAUGGUCAACAUUGACAGGGCUGUGUGUGUAUGGCAAGCGCUUUUAACAUGUAUUCCUUAAAACUACAUAGCUUCUACUUUUAUCUGACAAGCAGUUGUUUUUAUCCUUGUAAGCCAUUAGUUGGUGUUUUUUUUUUUUUUUUUUUUUUCUUUUUUUUUUUUUUCUUUUUCUUUUUCUUUUCAGUUCGCUAGGAAUUUUACUUAUUUCCUUGCUGCUAGUCACUAUCCCAGUAGUAACAAAAUAAUAUUCUGCUGGUAACAAAUUGUAUCUUUUUUUCAACAAACUAUUUCCUAUGUCUUGCAAUUGCUGGCAUAUGUUCCAGUUUUGCUAGUACUAACUGAGAAGGCUCUAGUACCUGAUUAUUUCAGUUAGUACUAGUAUAGGAUAGUGACUAGUAGGAAUGUGUAUAUAAUAGUGAAAUUGAGAAGCUAGCCACUAUUACUUACUAGUAACUAAAAUAAGUGCUAGUCACAUGAAAAGGGAUACCAGUUAGUUUAAAGCAAUAAAUGUUAAAGUAGCUUGCCAUAUUAUGUGGUUAUUCUGUGCGGUUUGCAGUGAAACUGCUCAAACUGUGGUGGAGCGCAAAAUGUAAAAUCUGAACUAUGCAUUCCCAUCCCACCCAUAUCUCUACAGGAAACUGGCAAACGGUUGCUGGACCGAAUGGAGGCAAUUCUGAAACACUGUUCAGGAUGGAACUUUUUCUGAGAUCGUAUGUAAUUUCUGUACGCCACAAAUGUUUCUUUUUUUGUGUGUGUAACUGGUUCCGUUUCCCUCCAAGAAUGGGAAUAUUUAAGCAGAUAACCACUCUAGAACACACAGGUAUGGCAGGAAGCAUUUUGAUACAUGACCAACAUACCUCAUCUUUUUAAAAAAAAAAAAGUAAAAUAUUUUCUGGCAUAUUUUUGUACAGUUAAAGGGAAUGUUCUUACUGUGCUUUAAGUGAGGUUUCUUCAGGCACUUCAACCCGGUUUCAUUUGUAAAAGCAUGCAAGAAUUAAACUGAGAAGUCGACUUGCAUUUAAAUGCCUGGUUAUUAUUUUACUCAAGGCAAAUGUACAGCUGUAGAUCUGAAGCGUUUCUAUAGGGAAGUGUACAAUGGAAUUGGGGGAACACAUGAGCCUCAUUUCUGGUACUAGAUUGAAGAUUGUAUAUGUUCUGUAAUAUAGUAAAGCUAGGAGUUUAUGUAUAUCUGUGUGAAUGGGUCCCAAAUAGCAGGUGUAAAACUGGAUUUUGUUUUGCUUUUUUUUUUUUUUUUUUUUUUUUUUUUUUUUUUUUU
Messenger RNA from Labeo rohita (rohu), 2582 nucleotides. RefSeq names its product SRY-box transcription factor 11b (gene sox11b). Lineage: Eukaryota; Metazoa; Chordata; Actinopteri; Cypriniformes; Cyprinidae. Gene Ontology annotation, molecular function: DNA-binding transcription activator activity, RNA polymerase II-specific; RNA polymerase II cis-regulatory region sequence-specific DNA binding. The record is from RefSeq and is a predicted model, not a curated record. The coding region runs from base 84 to 1172 and encodes 362 amino acids. Gene Ontology annotation, biological process: negative regulation of transcription by RNA polymerase II; positive regulation of transcription by RNA polymerase II; neuron differentiation. The transcript has a single exon.